UAGAUACAAUUUGACGAGUGAUUUUACCAGUGAUGAAGCGAUGUGAUAUGUUUUUUUAAGAUAUAUAUAUAAGACCCUGGGAGUGAGGAGACAGUGAUGGUGGUACGUGUGUGUGUGUGACGACGAUUCAUGAAAAACACACAUUCUGACACACGUGAUUUUACCAGUGAAGAAGCAAUGUGUCAAGUUUUCAAGAUAUAUAUAAGAACCAGUGGAUGAGGACCUGGGAGUGAGGAGACAGUGCUGGUGCAUAGGAAACGGCAAGGGACAAAAUGAUAGACUGAAACCGUCCUCAAAACAAAAUGCUGCUUCAGUGCGGAGUGGACUAAGGAAGACGGACGCUGAGAGUGAAAUAUACCCCAGGAAAUGAUGGGAACUUUUUGGCAUGUGUCCGGGUCCACCAUAGAAGCCUUCCCAACACUUCCCUUAACCUGACUGCUGGAAAUUAAGAGACGUGGGGCAGUGAGAGAGUGUCCUCCUCUAGACAUCCAUUCCUCGCCCUCUCCGCCUUCGUCCCACCCCGCCAUGGCCACCGUCCGUCUACUACCGCUUCUGCUCCUGUUCUUGUACCUGUGUCUCGCCCCCUCCUCCGCCGCCGCCGCUCCAGCAGUGCCCGCGCCGCCAACAAAAUGCCUGGCGACGACGCAGACGGAGGUACAAUGGGCGUGGCCUCCCCUGGUGGUGGAGAUCCGAGCCUGGGCCGAUCCUACGCUUCCUGACGCGCCGAUUCUUCAAGUAACCGACCCUGACACCUCCAGCGGGUCUUCUCUAGCUAUCCUAUACUCAGAAGGGGUGAAGGUGGAUAAGGAGGUGGAUAAGGGAGUGAAAGAGAGGUGGGAGGAGAGGAUAGGGCCAGGCUGGGUGCAUCUUCGCCUCACUGUCACGGAGAAUUUGACCUUGAGCACCGCGGGACAGCAUGGCACGCACCUGGCGAGCGUUUUCCUCCCGCCCCACUUGCAUAGUCUCCACCUGACGGCCAGCAACCUAACCACCGACUGCCACACAGGACGCGUGGUGUGGCGGGUGGAGGGGGACUGGGUAAGCGUCCCUUUAGCAGAAGAACGACAGGGCGGAGGAGACGGAGGAACCAGCUACCAUCACCCUUUCCUCUUAUACUCCCGCCACGAAGUCCUCCCGUCCUUAACCAUCCCAGGCAGUUUAAACAUCCUCACUCUAGCCUGGGAUCCCGUUAAUGCACAUAUCAACGCUACCACUACCUCCUCAAACCCCCUAACUAGAGUCGAGAGUGAGGUUACGCCAUUUGAAGACUCCACUACAGGGUUGGAAGCUUCCUCUGGCGUGACUGCCCUCCCUCCCGCUAGCCUAUUACAGCCGCUGCCUCCUCUCACCCCCUAUCGUAUGAGGCUUGCGUGCAGGGACGAGGGUGAUGAGGAUGGUGAAGAGGAGGGCGUGUUGUGUGAAGUGAGGGAGGACACAGAGGAGGGGAAGGAAGAAGGAGGGCGUCUGCUGGGGACCCUUCACGCCCCCUCCACACCCCUAGUGCUUCGGGUUCGCGGUGAAGGGCCAGAAACACUCUUCCUCCAGCAAGACACAACGCCUUCAGAGCACCCAUCCGCCGCCAGCCUGUCACCCUUGCAUCCCACCCUCUCCUCGCCGCCGUCACCGCCGCCCUCCCUCACCAACCCACCAAAGCCCGAGCCUGACCCCUCCCAGGACACCCUACAGCCCCCGACCACGCCAACACCUGCGCCAGAUGGGUCAGGAGGCGGCGGAUCGAGUGGGCAUCGCAGCGGCACCUCGGCGGGCUGGAGCGGCUGGUGGGUGAUUCUGACGGCGCUGCUCGCUUUCCUCCUGGUCUUUGCCAUCAUCAUGUGCUUCGUGUCGCAUUACCACAGACCCAAGCUGGAGAAAUACCUCGAGGGUCUGCAUCUGAUCCCGGAGGGUUCUUCACUAGAGGACCUGCUCGACCUCCCGCAGCAGCAGCAGGAGCGCCGCCCCCUCAUGCUUCGCUCCGUGUCCGUCAUCAACACGGAGGACUUCAACGCCGCCGCGCCGCUGAGGUUAUGGAACGCGGUGGCAUCAGGGGACGAGAUGGAGGUGAAGCAGGUGAUGGCCACGCUGAACCCUGACCCCAACUCCACCCUGGCGGGGAUGGACACGACGCCCUACGAAGAGGCCCACCACCGCGGCCACACCCCCGUGCUGCGCGUGCUGGAGGAGGCCAUGGAGAAGCGCCCCGACACGCCCCACAACGAUAUGGUCAUCAGCGUGUUGCAGGCACACACGAAGAAGGUGGAUGCCGUGUUCGAGGCCGCGAGUGGAGGCCAGUACAGACACACAGCGGGCGUCGAUGUCCUGCUGAGGGCCUACAGUCUCCCCGGCACCGUCCACGACCACCAGGGCCGCUCCCUCCUGCACUACGCUGCCUCCGUCCAACUGGCUGACGGCGGCCCGCUGUGGCUGGCCCAGGACGUGCGAAGUUUGGUGGAGAGUCACGGGGUGUUGGUGAACGCCGUGGACUUCAAAGGCUGCAACGCGUUACACCUCCUCAUGGAACACGCCAAGAACAACGAAGAAAUCACGUGCUGGGACGGAAAGACGCUGAGUGUGUGCGAAGCGUGGCUGGGUCUGGCCAGCCUGCUGAUGGAGGUGGGCUGCGACCCUCGCCUCCUCGACCACCGCUACCGUCCACCUCACCAGCUACCCAUAGCAGAGCAAAAACCUCGCCUGGCAAGUCUCCUGUCUAAGGCCGCGGCCAGUCUGGGAACACCGAAAUCCUCGCCCUCGCUUGAUAAGUUCCCCGAGAUGGUGCACGCGUCGGCCCGGGGAGACGAGGACGCUGUGCGGCGGCUCCUGGUGAGCGGGGUGCGUGUGCUGCCGCUCGGGGGCCACCGAGACCCCCUCCUGGAGGCCGUGAGGGGCGGCCACCGCAACACUGUCUUCCUCCUGCUGGCAGCAGGAGCUCCACUUUGUGCUUACGGGCUUCUGGGUAACACACCCUUCGACGCCGCCCACCGCACCCUGGGCCUCCCCGGCCUCUUCCGGCCCUCAUCAGGAAGGAGUUUUGUGACAGACUGCAGGAAGAGCUGGAGGAACUUAGUGCGUCUGACAAGGAGCACACCGGCACCGUCGAGGGACUCAUCCAACUCAAGAGCAUCGCCGAGGUGUCCGGACACAGACUUGGGGAUCAACUGAACAGCUGGC
Eriocheir sinensis (Chinese mitten crab) is the source of this 3165-nucleotide messenger RNA. RefSeq lists its product as uncharacterized. The record is from RefSeq and is a predicted model, not a curated record. Gene Ontology annotation, cellular component: nucleus; cytoplasm. The coding region runs from base 526 to 3156 and encodes 876 amino acids. The transcript has 12 exons. NCBI's taxonomy places the organism in Eukaryota, Metazoa, Arthropoda, Malacostraca, Decapoda, Varunidae.